Panonychus citri (citrus red mite) is the source of this 4115-nucleotide messenger RNA. RefSeq lists its product as uncharacterized. Lineage: Eukaryota; Metazoa; Arthropoda; Arachnida; Trombidiformes; Tetranychidae. The record is from RefSeq and is a predicted model, not a curated record. Bases 92 to 3910 code for a protein of 1272 amino acids. The transcript has a single exon.
AUCAAAUUGAAUCACAAUCAACUGGUAGUUCAAUCAAAUUGUAAUGUUCAUUUCAUUAUAAUUUAAUACUAGUGUUUAAAGUUAAUCAAAGAUGAACAAUUUAAUUAUAUCAUUUGUUUUAAUCGGUUGUUUCAAUUGCAUAGCCCAUGGUUACAAUGUACCCAUCGGGUUAGGAGCAAGUACUCAACAGCAACAAUUUACUAAUAGUUAUGGACAAUCAUCGAUGGGUAUUGGCGGACAAUCAAGUAAACAGUAUCAAUCGAACUCAAUGGACAUCGGAUCGAGCGGCGAAAAAGUUGUUUCCUCACAAUCGGUAUCAUCUUCGUCGGGUGGAAUGGGUCAACUUUCUCAAUCAACUUCAUCGGUCGGUGGUUUAGGUGGAUCAGCAUCUCAAACGGUCUCAUCUUCAAUGAGCGUUCCAGCCUCGAGUUCACUUUCAUACUCGAGUGUUUCGGGACCUUCAAUGAUUCCAAAUGGUCUUAACAACCAAGCCUCAUAUACUUCCUAUCAAUCAGGUUUAGAUUCAGGACUUACUUCCGGUGUAAGAUCAACCUCAUCUUCAGUAUCUGUACCUGAUUCCAGUCCAAUGGGUGGUUUAACUUCAACUACAACAACAAUAGCAUCUUCUUCAUCACCAUCACUCCCAACCUCCGGUACUUCAUCAAUGGUCAUCUCUGAUUCAUUAACUGGUAAUGUCGAUGAUAAUAUUGACGACGAUGAUGAUGUUAAUAGUGAUAAUCGAUUCCGAGGCUCAUCAUCAACAAUCUACAGACCCCGAGGACCUUUUGGAUCUCGAUGUGAAGACAAUGAAGGUGUUAUCAUCUAUAUCAAACCCGAAAGUAGAUGGGGACGAAUUGGCCGCCGAUCAUUUGCUCGAGCUGCUACUACUUCUAUUAGACACCGAAGACGAUUCGGUUCAACUGGUUCCAUGAGCGACGAUUAUGAUGAUGAUGAUGUUAAUGAUGAAUUCAACGAUAACGACGAUAAUGAUAGUUACGAUUAUAACAAUCGAGACCAAAGAGAUCGAAUGGAAAGAAGAGACAUUCGAACCGGAUUAAGAGUUCACCGUCGAGGAUCAAUUGAUAAAUCAAUUUCUCUAAUGACUGACAAGAAUUCUGUCAAUCAACGUUCUGACGAUUUAACCGUUCGAAAUGAAGAUUACCGAAACAACCAUAAAUCGUCAACAUUUUCCCGAUCAAACCUCUACGAUACCAAUGAAAGUAAUCAACAAUUUGAUAAAUCAGCAACAAUCGAGGUAAACAAACGAGUAAAUGUAAACAAUGAAGCUAAUUAUCAAAACAAUCGACGGGUCUCUCGAAGUAGCAAUGUAAACAAUCAAAAUUCAAACCUCGAGUCAAAUGUUAAUUAUUCAUCAGAUGUUUCCGAUCUCAAUUCAGUGAAUCAAAUUAAUCGAGUUAAUCGAAUCAACCGAAUCAACCGAAUCAAUCGAGUCAAUCGUAUCAACCGAGUGAACAAUAUCAACUCAGUUAAUGAACAGUAUGAUGUUAAUGAUGUUAAUUCAAUUAACAAUAUGGUUAAUGAUGAGCAAAGAUACAACAAUGUAAGAAGACAAUCAGCCACAAGUAAUCAUCAAAUCCAUCGAAAUGUUAAUUCAAUGAACAAUCAAGUUGAUAUUAAUAAGUCUCGAUCAUCAACUAAUUAUCAAACAUCAAACAAUAUUAAUUCAGUUAACAAUCAAUAUGAUACUCGAUCAUCAACACUUAAUAACAAUCAAAUUAACAGUAACAACAUUGCCAAUCAAUAUGAAACCUCCCGAUCAUCAAAUAUUCAACAAUCAGCCAACAAUCAGUUUAACCAUCGAUCAACAGCCAACACUAACAACAAUUAUAUCAACAAUCAAUUGGAUCAUCGAUCAACUAAUAUUCAAUCAAAUUCUAACUCUUUGAAUAAUAUUAACAAUUCUUACGAUAAUUCAGUCUCUCGAAAUGUUCAACAAACUUCAUCAACCAACGUUGCCAAUUCAGCGAUUAACAAUAACAGUGUCAGUCGAUCAUCAAACGUCCAACAAUCAGUUAAUUCCCUUGAUUCAACCUACAAUCAAGAUCAUAGAUCAGUAAACAAUAAUGUAAACAUAAAUAAUCAACAAUCAGCUUUAAUCAAUUCGCAAACUUCUUUGAAAAAUACUAAUCAAUUUGAUGUGAAUCGAUCAACUUCAACCGCAGCAAUUUCCAGUAAUUCAGUUAACAAUCAAAACUUAAUCAACUCACAAGUUAGUCGAUCAUCAACUGUUAACAGUAACAAUAAUGCCGUUUAUGAUUCUCGAAACUCUCAAUCAAAUUCAUUAAUCAACAAUGAAUCAAACAUUAACCGAUUAUCGGUUGACCAAAAUACCCAACAGAAUUCAAUUAACUCAGUUAACAACUUGAACCGACAAUCAAGCACCAGCUCAUUGAAUGCUUACAAUUCAGCCAAUGUCGCCCGAUCAUCAACCGAUGUUUCAUCCUUAUCCUCAGUAAAUAACGUAGCUAAUUCCGAUUACAAUUCAAAUUCAAUCAGUCGAUCAGCUAAUAUCAAUUCAAACUCUCAGCAAACUUCCCUUAAUUCAGUCAACAAUUUGAACCGACAAUCAAACCUAAACUCAAUGAAUGCUUACAAUUCAGCCAAUGCCGUCCGAUCAUCAACCGAUGUUUCAUCCUUAUCCUCAGUAAACAACGUAGCCAAUUCCGAUUAUAACUCCAACUCAGUUAGUCGAUCAGCCGAUAUCAACUCAAAUAUCCAACAAAGUUCAGUUAACAAUUUAAACCGACAAUCAAGUACCAGUGCAUUGAAUAGUUUCAACUCCAACAUCGCCCGAUCAUCAAACGAUGUCUCAUCCCGAUCAUCAGUCAAUAAUAUCGCCAAUUCUGAUUAUAAUUCAAACUCAAUCAGUCAAUCAGCUAAUAUCAAUUCCAACACUCAACAAAGUUCAGUUAACUCAGUCAAUAGUUUGAACCGACAAUCAAACGUAAACUCAAUGAAUGCUUACAAUUCAGCCAAUGCCGUCCGAUCAUCAACCGAUGUUUCAUCAUUAUCAUCAGUAAACAAUGUAGCUAAUUCCGAUUACAAUUCAAAUUCAAUAAGAUCAUCAAAUGUUAAUUCAAAUUCUGUUAACAAUGCUUACAGUUCAAAAAAUGUUCUCAAUCGAUCAUCAAAUGAUAUUAGAAGUUCAGUAAACAAUCAGGUAUCUUCUUCCUCAACCAGUAACAACAAUCUAAUUAACUCAUCAAAGUCUUUCAACAGUCAACAACAAUCAACUAAUUUACAAAAUUCAGCCAACUCUGAUUACUCUUCAAGUAAUAUUAAUCGAUUGUCUUCAACUUCACAAUCAGCAUCAGAUUUGCGAAAUUCUAAUUCAGCCUUUUUAUCCUCCAACAAUCAAAAGUCAAUCUAUGAUUCUAGUCAAUCAUCAUCAGCUAAAUCAACCUAUGGUUCAUCAACUAAUUCUGGUUCAUUUAAUCAGAUGAGCUCAAGCUCAGCCAAUAAUGGACUUGGUUCAUCUACCACUUCAAGUGUCUCAUCAAGUUCAGGAGGUGGACUCAUCGGUGGUGUUUUAAACACGGCUACAAACCUCUUAGGAGCUGGUGGUAGUUCAGGAUCAUCUAACGGUGGACUAAUUGGAGGUGUAUUGAACACUGCAACUGGUCUCCUUGGCGGUGGAUCAAGUUCUGGAUCAGGUUCAUCUUCUAGUUCCAUGUCAUCUCAAUCAUCAGGAUCAGGAUCAGGAUCAAGCUCAGGAUCAUCAUCAUCAUCUGGAGGUCUUCUUGGAAGUCUAUUAGGUGGUGGAUCAUCUAGUGGAUCCUCAGGCGGUGGACUUCUUGGUCUCGGUGGAUCAAGUUCAGGCUCAAGUUCGUCCUCGGUCAGUGCAAGCGGAUCAUCAAGCGGAGGUCUCCUUGGAGGUCUUCUCGGUUAGAAAACGAUAGAGAGAGCAGAGGAAACAAAUGAUAAUCUCCAACCAAUGACUCGGAAAACAAAUGGACAAAUGAUACAAAAAGUUAAUACAAUGGACAUCCAGAAAUCACAGAAUCCAAAUUAAUCUCUAAUCAAAAAUAUAACUGCUAUAAACUGUAAUCAGACCAUUUCCAAUGAAAACAAUUAAAUUAUCAAUCAGAUAAAAA